Messenger RNA from Myotis myotis, 3072 nucleotides. RefSeq names its product alpha-L-iduronidase (gene IDUA). The record is from RefSeq and is a predicted model, not a curated record. The transcript has 14 exons. NCBI's taxonomy places the organism in Eukaryota, Metazoa, Chordata, Mammalia, Chiroptera, Vespertilionidae. Gene Ontology annotation, biological process: carbohydrate metabolic process. Bases 110 to 2059 code for a protein of 649 amino acids. Gene Ontology annotation, molecular function: L-iduronidase activity; protein binding.
CCGCGACCCGGAGGCGGAACCGCCGGGCAUAGCGCAGAUCUCGGCUCCGGGAGCGCAGAGGACCCCGCGGGCUUGCAGGGGCCCGGGUGUCCCCGCGCCGCGCCCGGCCAUGCGCGCCCUCGCCCCCGCCCCCGCCGUGCGCCCCCCGAAGCCCGGGGCGCUGCUGCUCGCGCUCCUGGUCGCGCUCCCGGCGGUUCUGGCCGAGGCCCCGCACCUGGUGCGCGUGGACGCGGCUCGCGCGCUGCGGCCCCUUCGGCCCUUCUGGAGGAGCACCGGCUUCUGCCCCCCACUGCCACACAGCCGGGCUGACCAGUUCGACCUCAGCUGGGACCAGCAGCUCAACCUGGCCUACGUGGGCGCCGUCCCUCAUGGCGGCAUCGAGCAGGUCCGGACCCACUGGCUGCUGGAGCUCGUCACGGCCAGCAGGUCGGCUGGGCAGGGCCUGAGCUACAACUUCACUCACCUGGACGGGUACCUGGACCUUCUCAGGGAGAACCAGCUCCUCCCGGGCUUCGAGCUGAUGGGCAGCCCCUCUGGACACUUCACCGACUUUGAAGACAAAGGGCAGGUGUUUGAGUGGAAGGAACUGGUCUCCCUCCUGGCCAGGAGGUACAUCGGGAGGUACGGACUGGAGCAGGUUUCCAAGUGGAACUUCGAGACGUGGAAUGAGCCGGACCACAAGGACUUCGACAACGUGUCCAUGACUUUGCAAGGCUUCUUCAACUACUACGACGCCUGCUCCGAGGGGCUGCGCGCGGCCAGCCCGGCUCUGCGCCUGGGCGGCCCUGGGGACGCCUUCCACCCGCCGCCGCGCUCCCCGCUGAGCUGGGGCCUCCUGGCGCACUGCCACCACGGAGCCAACUUCUUCACCGGGGAGCUGGGCGUGCGGCUGGACUACAUCGCCCUACACAGGAAGGGUGCGGGCAGCUCCAUCUCCAUCCUGGAGCAGGAGAAGGAGGUCGUGCAGCAGAUACAACAGCGGUUCCCCAAGUUCGCUGACACCCCCGUUUACAACGACGAGGCCGACCCGCUGGUGGGCUGGGCCCUGCCCCAGCCGUGGCGGGCCGACGUGACCUACGCGGCCCUGGUGGUGAAGGUCAUCGCGCAGCACCAGGACCUGCUGGUGGCCAACGGCAGCGCCUCCGUCCGCUACGCCCUGCUGAGCAACGACAACGCCUUCCUGAGCUACCACCCGCACCCCUUCUCCCAGCGCACGCUCACCGCGCGCUUCCAGGUCAACAACACGCGCCCGCCCCACGUGCAGCUGCUGCGCAAGCCGGUGCUCACGGCCAUGGGGCUGCUGGCCCUGCUGGACGGCGAGCAGCUCUGGGCCGAAGUGUCGCAAGCCGGGGCGGUUUUGGACGCCAACCACACGGUGGGCGUCCUGGCCAGCGCCCACCGCCCCGCCGGCCCCGCCGACGCCUGGCGCGCCACGGUCCUGGUCUACGCGAGCGAGGACACCCGCGCCCACGCCAACCGCAGCGCCGCGGUGACCCUGCGGCUGCACGGGGUGCCCCCGGGCCCGGGGCUCGUGUACGUCACUCUCUACCUGGACAACCGGCGCUGCAGCCCCCACGGCGAGUGGCAGCGCCUCGGGCAGCCGGUCUUCCCGUCGCCGGAGCAGUUCCGGCGCCUGCGCGGGGCCGAGGACCCUGUGGCCACCGCGCCGCGCCCUUUCCCCGCCGACGGCCGCCUGACGCUGCACCGCGAGCUCCCGCUGCCGUCGCUGCUGCUGGUGCACGUGUGCGCGCGCCCCGAGGAGCCGCCGGGCCAGGUGACGCGGCUCCGCGCUCUGCCCCUGACCCGUGGGCAGCUGCUGUUAGUCUGGUCGGAUGAGCGCAUGGGCUCAAAGUGCCUGUGGACAUACGAGGUCCAGUUCUCCCCGGAUGGCCAGGUGUUCGCGCCAGUCACCCGGAAGCCGUCCACUUUUAACCUCUUUGUGUUCAGCCCAGACACAGCCAUUGUCUCUGGCUCCUACCGGGUUCGAGCGGUGGACUACUGGGCCCGGCCAGGCCCCUUCUCGAACCCAGUGCAGUACCUGGAGGCCUCUGCCCCGUGAGGGCCCUGCUGUCCAGUGCCUUUGCGCCUGUGCUGACCGGUGGGCUGGACCAGCACCAGCUGUCCGCCGGUUGUCAGAUCUGCUCUCUCCUCCCGCCUGGUCACUCACCCCCUUAAAGUGCCUUCCACACCUGGGCCUUGGAGUUGACCUUCGUGGACCGACACUGGCUGGAGCAAGUCUCCCUGCUUCCCUCCCACUCAGACCAUCCCCCUCUCGCCUCCCCGCUCCCCAUGGGUGCCAGGGUGGGAAGCAGGCGGAGGGGCCAAGGCACAGCUGCCAUCAGGUGGUCCCCUGCCCAGCUGGGGUCUCUGGUGGCACCCCAUCCCACCUUCUGCCCAAAGGGGGGACCCACUUCCUGAGGCCCAUCUGGGCUCUCCCUGCACCUGCCAGGUGGGGGCAGGCUGGGCUCCGGGCUGCCUGGCACAGACUGGCCAGCAGCAGAAAAGGCCGCCAGUGGGCUGUGCCCGCUCCCACGGACAUCCUGGCUCCUUAUCUGGGCCCGGAGGGAGACUGAUGGUGAGCUCAGUUGAAGACAAUUUGGGGACAUCUAUAGAGCUGUGGGCAGGGGCAGGGCUGCCACAGGGGCGGUACAGAACCCAGCCCUCCAGCCCACUGCUCCCGGCAGACAGAGCAGGUGAGGGACCACUGACUGCAGACCAGAGAGGUGUGGAGAGCUCACUCGGGCAGGAGCAGAGACCUUGGGCCUGGGGUCCCUGUGGGUGGUGUGGGGGGUGUGGAGGCCGGAUCCCCCUCCUACCCACCGCCCUCUGGGCUGCCCUGCGCUCAGAUUGGGAGGGGAUGGGUCUGGAAGGGCAGACGGAAGACAAGGCCCCGUCCACCCCCAGGCUGCCCAUCCAGUGUCUAUAUGAAAAGUUCAGCAGGGCCUGCGUGGCUCGGUUGAGCAUCGACCUAUGAACCAGGAGGUCGCAGUUCGAUUCCCGCUCAGGGCACAGGCCUGGGUUGCAGGCUCCAUCCCCAGUGUGGGACGUGCAGGAGGCAGCCAGUCAAUGAUA